UUUUCGUGUUUUUGACCACGACGUCCACUGAGCUGCUUGCCUUCAGCACCAGGCUUCGAUGUGCGCAGGCUCUUUUUGAAGAACCAACUGACGUUCCUUUCAUAUGAUUCAGCCGUCUGCUCGGAGAGGGACGCGCAUUUUUCCAUUUCACGAACACCUUCGACGUCGAUUCCGAUUCUAUUCAAGGCCAAGUUCAUACGAUGAAGAGAGAUGGGACUUCCAACUUGUACCAGCAGCAGAACAUGUACCAAAUGUCUUCUUAGGACCUGCAACACAGGUUGCCUGCUAUUCGCGUCUUGAUCACUCCGUCGUCAAGUACGAUAAAACUCUUCUACGACGAUUCCGGUGGCCGGCGCCCGGAAGAAACUUGGCCAUUGGCUCCAAGCUCUACGCAGCCCAAGACCCAUGUAGGCUUCAUGAGGCUGUCAGAGUUGAUCAUAUGCUGGAGGCUUGCCUUAACCAUGGGAAUCGUAACAGCUGGCUUAAGUCUGAUGUUAUAGCGACAUGCGAAGCGUUGUCCAAGCUCAUACGCGGCCUAGGCGAAUUCAACGUAUCCUACAUCAGAGGGAAACUAUAUAUAGAAGCACAUACCUGGAAACGAAGGCGAAGUACUAUGGAGAGCUACGUCGGGGGCUACGGUUUUCGAAGAGCUGCAACCCAGCUGUAUGAUCCAGAUAUUCUUGAAGGGUGUUCUACCCCAAGAGAUCCCGUCGGUGUCAAUGACUUCAAUACAGUGAUAACCCGCACCUUGGGCGGUUUACAGCUCCUCACAUCUGGAGAAAUACAUUGUGUCCAGGAUGACUACAACGGGCAGCCCAAUCACUAUAUUGAACUCAGAUGCAAGAAAGAUGGCCGCGAACCACAGAAGCUGGCAGAGGAUCUGAAAAAGUGGCGAGUUCGCUGUCAUUUGCUUGAUAUCCCGGUCAUAUUUCUCGGAUUCAGAAAGCAGGAAAUUCUCUCAAAAAGCCGAUUCUUGGGCACAGCUCAAGCGAAUGAGCUGAUUGGUCGAUGGGCGACGGAAGUGCAACAGCCAUGGGACAUCGAAGACGUUUUUGAUCGUGGGUUCAGGGUCUUGUGUACGCUCAGGGAAUAUUGUCAGGCUGCGGGCGAUUGGAAGGAUGCUAUCAAUGAUUCUAAGAUAGAUCGAAUCUGGAGAGUGCAUAUGUGUAGGCCGAAGAUGGGAUUCUAUGUCCGCGAACUUACUAGGGAGGAGAGGGUCACGCUAAGAGGCGAUAAACCACGUAUUGGCAUUGUUCCUCGACGAUUGUAUGACACUCUUAGGGCGCGGUCCGCAAUUUAUUAAAGUGCGUUCCGAUACGAUCUAUCAAGG
Guyanagaster necrorhizus is the source of this 1330-nucleotide messenger RNA. RefSeq lists its product as uncharacterized. The record is from RefSeq and is a predicted model, not a curated record. Gene Ontology annotation, cellular component: nucleus; cytosol. The transcript is spliced from 6 exons. Gene Ontology annotation, biological process: nuclear-transcribed mRNA catabolic process; NAD-cap decapping. Lineage: Eukaryota; Fungi; Basidiomycota; Agaricomycetes; Agaricales; Physalacriaceae. Gene Ontology annotation, molecular function: mRNA 5'-diphosphatase activity. Bases 104 to 1303 code for a protein of 399 amino acids.